CCCUUGGUCCCUGUGGGGUCCCCUCCCCUCCGCUGGCCACCAUUUACCUCGCCUGACGAUGUCACCCACCCUUUUGCUGUCCCUGCUCACGGCACUCGCUUUAGGGUUUCCACUACCCCCACCCGUCUCUCCUCCAGUCUACACUUGUGUGAGGUGUUGGGGGACAGCCAGUCUUCCGGACUCUUCUCCCACCCUCUGGUGGGGUCGCUGUCCUGGAGUUGGGCUCGAGAGUGCUUUCAGGGCGGCGUGGUGAGCAGGACCUAGGGUGCUGCGGGCACCCUCCCCCUCGGACCGCGCUCAGGUCGGGGAAACAUCCCCUGUGCCCUCUCCCCUACAUUUCUCCUCUGGCAGGCCCUGCAUAUGGUGCCCCGUGGGUGCUGUUGACCAGGGGCCCUCCCAGCACACCUGCAAUGGCUGGACCUUAGCUGCCGCCUCUGUAAGACAACUGACAUCACACCUGGUAUCAAAGUUUAGACUGUUCAGGAUGUAGGUGCAAAAGUACACAGGAUGUGGACGAUUGCUGCGGUUUGUCCAGCAUUUUAUGGCUGAUAGAGUAUCUCUCCACUGUGUGAGCCUCUCAGCAGCGCAUGGGGUGGCGAGGACAGGUGUGGUUUUGUCCCUGUGGAACAGAUGGGGAAACUGAAGCUCCAGAGCAUCCGCAGUGUCAUGCAGAAGUACCUGGAGGACCGGGGCGAGGUGACCUUUGAGAAGAUCUUUUCCCAGAAGCUGGGGUACCUGCUCUUCCGAGACUUCUGCCUGAACCACCUGGAGGAGGCCAGGCCCUUGGUGGAAUUCUAUGAGGAGAUCAAGAAGUACGAGAAGCUGGAGACGGAGGAGGAGCGUGUGGCCCGCAGCCGGGAGAUCUUCGACUCAUACAUCAUGAAGGAGCUGCUGGCCUGCUCGCAUCCCUUCUCGAAGAGUGCCACUGAGCAUGUCCAAGGCCACCUGGGGAAGAAGCAGGUGCCUCCGGAUCUCUUCCAGCCAUACAUCGAAGAGAUUUGUCAAAACCUCCGAGGGGACGUGUUCCAGAAAUUCAUUGAGAGCGAUAAGUUCACACGGUUUUGCCAGUGGAAGAAUGUGGAGCUCAACAUCCACCUGACCAUGAAUGACUUCAGCGUGCAUCGCAUCAUUGGGCGCGGGGGCUUUGGCGAGGUCUAUGGGUGCCGGAAGGCUGACACAGGCAAGAUGUACGCCAUGAAGUGCCUGGACAAAAAGCGCAUCAAGAUGAAGCAGGGGGAGACCCUGGCCCUGAACGAGCGCAUCAUGCUCUCGCUCGUCAGCACUGGGGACUGCCCAUUCAUUGUCUGCAUGUCAUACGCGUUCCACACGCCAGACAAGCUCAGCUUCAUCCUGGACCUCAUGAACGGUGGGGACCUGCACUACCACCUCUCCCAGCACGGGGUCUUCUCAGAGGCUGACAUGCGCUUCUAUGCGGCCGAGAUCAUCCUGGGCCUGGAGCACAUGCACAACCGCUUCGUGGUCUACCGGGACCUGAAGCCAGCCAACAUCCUUCUGGACGAGCAUGGCCACGUGCGGAUCUCGGACCUGGGCCUGGCCUGUGACUUCUCCAAGAAGAAGCCCCAUGCCAGCGUGGGCACCCACGGGUACAUGGCUCCGGAGGUCCUGCAGAAGGGCGUGGCCUACGACAGCAGUGCCGACUGGUUCUCUCUGGGGUGCAUGCUCUUCAAGUUGCUGCGGGGGCACAGCCCCUUCCGGCAGCACAAGACCAAAGACAAGCAUGAGAUCGACCGCAUGACGCUGACGAUGGCCGUGGAGCUGCCCGACUCCUUCUCCCCUGAACUACGCUCCCUGCUGGAGGGGUUGCUGCAGAGGGAUGUCAACCGGAGAUUGGGCUGCCUGGGCCGAGGGGCUCAGGAGGUGAAAGAGAGCCCCUUUUUCCGCUCCCUGGACUGGCAGAUGGUCUUCUUGCAGAAGUACCCUCCCCCGCUGAUCCCCCCACGAGGGGAGGUGAACGCGGCCGACGCCUUCGACAUUGGCUCCUUCGAUGAGGAGGACACAAAAGGAAUCAAGUUACUGGACAGUGAUCAGGAGCUCUACCGCAACUUCCCCCUCACCAUCUCGGAGCGGUGGCAGCAGGAGGUGGCAGAGACUGUCUUCGACACCAUCAACGCUGAGACAGACCGGCUGGAGGCUCGCAAGAAAGCCAAGAACAAGCAGCUGGGCCAUGAGGAAGACUACGCCCUGGGCAAGGACUGCAUCAUGCAUGGCUACAUGUCCAAGAUGGGCAACCCCUUCCUGACCCAGUGGCAGCGGCGGUACUUCUACCUGUUCCCCAACCGCCUCGAGUGGCGGGGCGAGGGCGAGGCCCCGCAGAGCCUGCUGACCAUGGAGGAGAUCCAGUCGGUGGAGGAGACGCAGAUCAAGGAGCGCAAGUGCCUGCUCCUCAAGAUCCGCGGUGGGAAACAGUUCAUUUUGCAGUGCGAUAGCGACCCUGAGCUGGUGCAGUGGAAGAAGGAGCUGCGCGACGCCUACCGCGAGGCCCAGCAGCUGGUGCAGCGGGUGCCCAAGAUGAAGAACAAGCCGCGCUCGCCCGUGGUGGAGCUGAGCAAGGUGCCGCUGGUCCAGCGCGGCAGUGCCAACGGCCUCUGACCCGCCCACCCGCCUUUUAUAAACCUCUAAUUUAUUUUGUCGAAUUUUUAUUAUUUGUUUUCCCGCCAAGCGGAAAAGGUUUUAUUUUGUAAUUAUUGUGAUUUCCCGUGGCCCCAGCCUGGCCCAGCUCCCCCGGGAGGGGCCCGCUUGCCUCGGCUCCUGCUGCACCAACCCAGCCGCUGCCCGGCGCCCUCUGUCCUGACUUCAGGGGCUGCCCGCUCCCAGUGUCUUCCUGUGGGGGAAGAGCACAGCCCUCCCGCCCCUUCCCCGAGGGAUGAUGCCACACCAAGCUGUGCCACCCUGGGCUCUGUGGGCUGCACUCUGUGCCCAUGGGCACUGCUGGGUGGCCCAUCCCCCCUCACCAGGGGCAGGCACAGCACAGGGAUCCGACUUGAAUUUUCCCACUGCACCCCCUCCUGCUGCAGAGGGGCAGGCCCUGCACUGUCCUGCUCCACAGUGUUGGCGAGAGGAGGGGCCCGUUGUCUCCCUGGCCCUCAAGGCCUCCCACAGUGACUCGGGCUCCUGUGCCCUUAUUCAGGAAAAGCCUCUGUGUCACUGGCUGCCUCCACUCCCACUUCCCUGACACUGCGGGGCUUGGCUGAGAGAGUGGCAUUGGCAGCAGGUGCUGCUACCCUCCCUGCUGUCCCCUCUUGCCCCAACCCCCAGCACCCGGGCUCAGGGACCACAGCAAGGCACCUGCAGGUUGGGCCAUACUGGCCUCGCCUGGCCUGAGGUCUCGCUGAUGCUGGGCUGGGUGCGACCCCAUCUGCCCAGGACGGGGCCGGCCAGGUGGGCGGGCAGCACAGCAAGGAGGCUGGCUGGGGCCUAUCAGUGUGCCCCCCAUCCUGGCCCAUCAGUGUACCCCCGCCCAGGCUGGCCAGCCCCACAGCCCACGUCCUGUCAGUGCCGCCGCCUCGCCCACCGCAUGCCCCCUCGUGCCAGUCGCGCUGCCUGUGUGGUGUCGCGCCUUCUCCCCCCCGGGGCUGGGUUGGCGCACCCUCCCCUCCCGUCUACUCAUUCCCCGGGGCGUUUCUUUGCCGAUUUUUGAAUGUGAUUUUAAAGAGUGAAAAAUGAGACUAUGCGUUUUUAUAAAAAAUGGUGCCUGA
Homo sapiens (human) is the source of this 3716-nucleotide messenger RNA. It is a transcript of the gene GRK2, whose product is annotated as G protein-coupled receptor kinase 2. The coding region runs from base 631 to 2610 and encodes 659 amino acids. Gene Ontology annotation, molecular function: protein kinase activity; protein serine/threonine kinase activity; beta-adrenergic receptor kinase activity. NCBI's taxonomy places the organism in Eukaryota, Metazoa, Chordata, Mammalia, Primates, Hominidae. The record is from RefSeq and is a predicted model, not a curated record. The transcript has 21 exons. Gene Ontology annotation, cellular component: presynapse; ciliary membrane; postsynapse. Gene Ontology annotation, biological process: receptor internalization; desensitization of G protein-coupled receptor signaling pathway; signal transduction.